GUAUUAGUAACGGGAGAGCAGCUGGGAGGCUGCCGUUAAGAGAUCAGCCAUGCUUGGAGGCAUCUUCAAAGAUGUGUUGGUCACAGUGACUCUACUCUUUCUAACUCAGACAUGGACUCAGUGCAGGGCUGAAGUUGAUUUUUCAUUAGUUACUUUACCAGAUUGGAGAAAAAAUGCAGAGUAUGGUACACAGUGUUCCUACGACGGACAUAACAAUCAGAUGUGUGACUCUACCCAACUAAGAACAGUCUGUCCCAUAAACUGUGACUUUGAAAAUAAUCUGUGUGGGUGGGAGCAGCUCAUGCAGGACAGUUUUGAUUGGACAAGACAUUCAGGACCCACAAAAUCAAGCUUAACUGGCCCGAACCAAGACCACACCACUGGAGCUGGUUUCUACAUGUAUAUUGAAGGAAGUAGUGUAACCCAUGGAGAUUCAGCUCGUCUUCGGAGCUCAAUGUGCAAUUAUGAUGGACCACUCUGGCUGAACUUCUGGUACCAUAUGUAUGGUUCAGCCAACGCCAUGGCCCUCAAUAUCUACCUGCUCAAAGACAAUAAAGCUACUAAACUCUGGUCCAUAAUGAACAACCAAGGUCCAGAAUGGCAUCUAGGACAUGUUUAUAUCAGAGUCACUGGUCCAUUCCAAAUUUUAUUUGAGGGAAUUCGAGGCUCCGAUGCUCAAUCAGAUGUGGCCAUCGAUGACAUUUCCAUAAACUUUGGCUCAUGUUUAGGUAGUGUCCCUGGACUGGUUAGUGGAACUGUGUUUCCCUCCUCAGAUGUGGAAGUCCUCCCCUCACACCCAGUCUGCAAUUUGGACUGUAGCUUCGAUAGCAGUCUUUGUAGCUGGAGUCAGAUGACCAGAGAUGCUUUUGACUGGACAUGGCAAAGAGGUUCCACCCCCACUCUGAUGACUGGGCCCUCUGCGGACCACAUUGGUGAUGGUCGUUAUCUUUACAUCGAGGCCAGCAGCGUGACGCAUGGAGACACGGCUCGUCUCAUCAGCUCUGAGUGUUCUGACUCUGGUCCUCAGUGUCUGCAGUUCUGGUACCACAUGCACGGCUCAGCAGAUACAAUGGGCCUCCAUGUUUACCUGCUCCAGGACAGACAAACAAAAGUUGUUUUGUGGAAGACUAAUGACCAGGGAUAUAUGUGGCAAAUGGCUCAGGUGGACAUCAGAACAACUCGAGCUUUCCAGAUUAUCAUUGAGGGACGUAGAGGCUCCAAUGAAAAGUCAGAUUUGGCAAUAGAUGAUGUAAAGCUUUAUCGUGGACGAUGCUCUGAUCUGAGUGAUGUUGAGUCAACAAGUCCUUCCAAACCUGAUGGUUCUCCCGUAGUGGCAGCAACAACCGACUUUAAUAAGGACGUUACUCAAGCUCCAGAUAACAGACACCCAGUAUGCCAACUCAACUGCAACUAUGAACAAGAUCUAUGUCAGUGGACCCAACUUGCUGAUGUUAUCGAUUGGACAAGGCAUAGUAGCUCUACCCCAACUAUAAUGACUGGGCCUUCUUCAGAUCACACUACGGGAGGUGGCCACUAUCUUUACAUCGAAGCCAACAGCGCGUCACAUGGUGACACAGCUCGUCUCAUUAGCUCCGAGUGUUCUGACUCUGGUCCUCAGUGUCUGCAGUUCUGGUACCACAUGUACGGCUCAGCAGAUACAAUGGGCCUCCAUGUUUACCUGCUCCAGGAUAUAUUAGCUGAUGCUGUUUGGUGGAAGAGAAAUUACCAAGGAAAUAUUUGGCACCUGGCUCAGGUGGACUUGGCAACAUCUGGACCUUUCCAGGUUAUAUUUGAGGGGCGAAUAGGUUCCAAUGAUCAGUCUGAUGUUGCCAUAGAUGAUGUAUCACUUCAUCGUGGACACUGCAGAGACCUAGCUCAACCAACAACUCCUGCAACAACAGCUACACCACAACCAUCACAAACUACAGUUAAACCACAACCACCAACUACAGCUACACCAAAGCCAUCACAAACUACAGUUAAACCACAACAACAGCUACACUACAACCACGAACUUCAGCAAUACCACAACCUACAACAACCUACAACAACUAAUAAACCACAUUCGACAACAGGUAGACCACAACCUCCAACUGAAGCUCUACCACAGCCAGAAACCACAGCUACACCAAAGCCAUCACAAACUACAGUUAAACCACAACAACAGCUACACCACAACCACCAACUUCAGCAAUACCACAACCUACAACAACCUACAACAACUAAUAAACCACAUUCGACAACAGGUAGACCACAACCUCCAACUGAAGCUCUACCACAGCCAGAAACCACAGCUACACCAAAGCCAUCACAAACUACAGUUAAACCACAACAACAGCUACACCACAACCACCAACUUCAGCAAUACCACAACCUACAACAACCUACAACAACUAAUAAACCACAUUCAACAACAGGCAGUCCGCAGCCUACAACUACAGCUACACCACCAUCAACAACAACGGCAAGACCUCAACCACCAGUUACACCUGUACCAACACCCUCUUGUCCAGAGAACAGUCACUACACCACGUGUGUCCCUGCCUGCAGUCCAACCUGCACACACCUGAAUGGCCUACCACGUUGCACUGAAAAUGAGGGUUGUGUGCAGGGAUGUGUAUGUGAUGAAGGCUUUGUUCAGAAAAAGAGGGUUUGUGUGCCUAUCGAACAAUGUGGUUGUGUGGAAAGGAAUGGCACCAAAUAUGAUUUCUCUGAUGUGUGGUACACCAAUCACUGCAGUCAGAAAUGUGAAUGUGAGAAAGACCAUGGCGUCGGUCGGAUUGACUGCGAUGACAAAGAAGAGUGCGAUGGAAAAGCUGUUUGCCUUCAAAAUGAUGAGGGCAAUUAUUACUGCCAGUCUACAGGCUUCAGUGAGUGCACCAUCAGGGAAGGCCCUGAAUACAGAUCAUUUGAUAAAAUGAAACACAAGUUUAAGGGUGACCACUCGUAUGUGCUGGUCCGGACCAACUACUUGCCACAUAACCUUCCACAUGUCUACAUCGAGGGUAUCAACACUGUAAAGGAUGAGGAUGAUAGUCAUCAACAUGACGACAGCAGCAGUGAAGAAGACCACAGUCGCAGAGUUAUGUAUGAUGGUGAUGAUGAUGAAGAUGACCAUGAUGAUGAUAAUAGCAAACAUGCUCACUCACGUAAACAGCACAAGAACAAGAACAAGAACAAGAACAAGAACAAGAACCACAGCUCAAGUGAAGAGCACAAGGAGAACCACAGCUCAAGUGAAGAGCACAAGAACAAGAACAAGAACAAGAACAAGAACCACAGCUCAAGUGAAGAGCACAAGGAGAACCACAGCUCAAGUGAAGAGCACAAGAACAAGAACUAUAACAAGAACAAGAACAAGAACAAGAACAAGAACAAGAACAAGAACAAGAACAAGAACAAGUACAAGAACAAGUACCACACACAUGAUCGCUCAAGUGAAGAGCACAAGGAGAACUACAGCUUACAAGAGCUUAAGAUCAGAGUGUAUAAUCAUACUGUGGUAUUAAAGAAAAACCUGAGGCUGGUUGUGGAUGGAAGGAGAACAAAAAUUCCCGCCUCACCGACUGCUGGUCUAAAAAUCAGGGAACUUUGUUCUCGCAUCUCCCUGAAGACCGACUUUGGCCUCUCCGUGGAUUUUGACGACCAUGGCAGAGCAGAGAUCAUUCUACCCCGCAUAUAUAAAAGGAAAGUUGGGGGUCUGUGUGGGAACUUUGACGGUAAAAAAAACAAUGACAUGAUGAAGCCAGAUGGUACCAGGGCCAAGAACGUUAAAGAGUUUGGAGAGAGCUGGAGAAUGUGAAAGAUUGGUGGACGUCGGGAUAAGACAUCAAAAAUACUCUGUGGAAAUGUUGACGACAAGUUGUAACAUCACUGUGGCAUUCACAAAAAAGCUCAACACUGAUGAACUUUCAAGUCCAUUUUUUAAGAACUAACAAACUUUCAUGAAAUAUCUCACAUCUUUAAUUUUUUCAAGAAAUCCUUGUACUCCUUGUGAGAUGUAUCAGAUGUUGUCCGUUGUCAUUAGGGUAACAUAUUUGUUAUGCAUGACAAUACAAUUAUGUAUCAAUAUCCAAUAUUGUUGGAAAGAAACUAUGUAACUUGUACCUGUUCAUAAAGUGUAUUUGAAUGACAAAUGAUUAAGUACUGCGGUUACAUUGGUGUAGCCAUUAGUCUAGACAUUUCAGUCUCAAGUGUAGCUACAACUGCAUUCUUGACAUUUCUACAGUCUGUGUCUGAUAAUUAGUUACAGUAAGAAAAACGUUUACACAACUUCUGUAACAUGAUAUAAUUCUGAAGACAAAGGCAGAUGUAUUUUCUGUGAAGACAAUAGGAUUAUUGUCAUCACGAGUGUACCUAUAAAUAAGCCGUUACACUCAACAGCGACAGAGUCAUGGGUCGGUUUUCAUUUUGCUGCUUUGUCCUGUCGAGCUUGCUACCGCUCUGUAAUGGUGAGUAAAACAUCAUUUAAUAUUGAACAGUUUACCAAAGUAAUAUCGUGGUAUAAUUAUCUUAAUUUCCUUUUUUUCAGUUUCUUAUUGAUAG
This is a messenger RNA of Gymnodraco acuticeps, 4545 nucleotides long. Its product is annotated as zonadhesin-like. NCBI's taxonomy places the organism in Eukaryota, Metazoa, Chordata, Actinopteri, Perciformes, Bathydraconidae. The transcript has 20 exons. Bases 50 to 3802 code for a protein of 1250 amino acids. Gene Ontology annotation, cellular component: membrane. The record is from RefSeq and is a predicted model, not a curated record.